Antechinus flavipes (yellow-footed antechinus) is the source of this 3655-nucleotide messenger RNA. It is a transcript of the gene ERMAP, whose product is annotated as erythroblast membrane associated protein (Scianna blood group). The transcript has 13 exons. NCBI's taxonomy places the organism in Eukaryota, Metazoa, Chordata, Mammalia, Dasyuromorphia, Dasyuridae. Bases 263 to 1969 code for a protein of 568 amino acids. The record is from RefSeq and is a predicted model, not a curated record. Gene Ontology annotation, molecular function: signaling receptor binding. Gene Ontology annotation, cellular component: external side of plasma membrane. Gene Ontology annotation, biological process: T cell receptor signaling pathway; regulation of cytokine production.
GGGCAGACAGAGCUUCCAUUUUAGGGGCUUAUGCCCUAGGAUAAAAAUACACAUUUUAUGGAUGUACCUUCUGUUUCCCUGAUACUACAGCAAUAAUCUUUGGAUGGGCUGAGAAAAAAAAUAGGAGUCCCUGUUCUACUACUGUAGAAAAAAUCUAGUGGAUCUCCUGAUUAAGGUGAUGGAGACCCCCUGAGACAACCCACUCCAAUUUUUGACAGCUCUGAUUCUUAGGACAUUUUCCUUCAAUUGAGCUCUGUUGGAGAUGGCAAGUUGCUCCAGGUUCUCUCUCUCCAGCUGCCUCAUCGUCCUUAUCUCCCUCCAGCUACCUCCAGAGGGGUCAGGAAAAGUUGGCAAAAGGAACUUGGUUAUGCUGGGGACAAAAGCUGAGCUGCAUUGUCCUCUAUCCGUCUGGAUGGCCCCUGAGUCUGUAGAAGUAAAAUGGCUACGGACCCCAGAGUCCCAAAUUUCCCAGGCUGUUCAUGUAUAUCGGAAUGGACAAGACUUAUAUGGAGAGCAGAUGCCACAAUACAAAGGGAGAACAGCCUUGGUGAAAGACAACCAAGAAGACAGUUUCAUUCUGGAGAUUUAUAAUGUCCGACUUGAAGACCAAGGAGAGUACUAUUGUCAGAUCCAGGCUGGUUCUCUGAGCAAAAAUGCUUCUGUGAAAAUGGAUGUCGCAGCAUUGGGCUUGGAUCCUUAUAUUCAUAUGGAGAACUAUGAAGCUGGACAGAUUCAGCUGGUGUGCAGAUCCUUGGGAUGGUUCCCAAAGCCUCAGGUUCAGUGGACAGAUGCUCACGGGGAGAUACUUCCAUCAGAGACCCAAUACCUGGAUAAGGAGGGGCUAUUCCAAAUGGAGGCUUCUGUUACUGUGAGAGAUGGAUCUUCAGGGAAUAUGACCUGCUCUAUUUGGAAUUCUGCUCUUGGCCAAGAAAAGAGAACAACUCUAUUCAUAAGAGCUUUUCCUUCUUUGUACGUCACCCCCUCAGCAGUGGGUCUGGCUGUGAUCCUACCUAUUUUGGGGCUCUUCAUUGCAUUGGGUAUUUAUAUCAUAUGGAAGCAACGAAGAUCUAGAGAGAAGCUUCUUUAUCAACAAGUGGUAGAAAUAGAAAAUCUUCUCUCAGACCAUGGGAAAGAGAAAGGGAGACUUCAUAAAGGACUCAAGAAAUAUCGAGCUGAACUCAAAUUGAAAAGAACUGCAGCAGAUGCAGGUUGGAGAAGGGCCAGACUACACCUGGUGGAUGUGACUUUGGAUCCAGAUACUGCUCAUCCCAAACUUCUCCUCUCUGAAGAUCUUAGAAGUGUGAAACUUGGGGACAAACGACAGGCUGUCCCUGACAACCCCAAGAGAUUUAACUUUGUUGUCAGUGUCCUGGGGUCUCCAACCUUUACAUCUGGCUGUCAUUACUGGGAGGUAUGUGUAGGAAACAAAACCAAGUGGAUCCUUGGGGUCUGCAGUGAGUCAGUGAGCAGGAAGGGGAAGAUCACAGCAACACCUUCAAAUGGACAUUGGCUGCUGCGUCAGAGUGGGAUGAAUGAAUAUGAAGCUCUUACAUCCCCACAGACUUACUUCCGCCUCAAAGAGAGCCCCCGCCGUGUGGGGGUUUUCCUGGAUUAUGAAGGUGGAUUUGUCUCUUUUUACAACGCCACCAACAAAUCUCACAUCUAUACGUUCGUCCAUUCUUUCUCUGGCCCACUGCGCCCUUUCUUUGAGCCUUGCUUACAUGAUGAAGGGAAAAAUGUGGCUCCUUUAAUCAUUUGUUCAGGAUCACAGAACUCUGAGGAAUUCAUUUACUCUAAUCUAUCUCCAGAGACUUCAAAAGAAGAAAAACAGACAUUAGGGAUUGGUAAUGGGAAGAUCCCCACAAAGACAGACCAGGCCCCAAAUCUCUACCCUCUCCAGGACAUCGUCUCAUCGUGGCCCUCUGAUAUCACCCCGGCCCUUCAGGGGCUCAGGGCCCCUUUCUUUUAGUGAGAUGUCUCAUACUGCGUCUCUACCCCUUAUCUUAGUCUAGACCCAACAUUCAAGUUUGUCUGUGUCUUGCUCCUGCACAUUAACUGUGGGUGUUUUGCAUCUUUAUACUAUGUAAAUACAUCAAUACCUCAGAGGUCCAAGCUAGUCUUCAUGGAGCUUCUUCUCACCACAGCAGCUCCUCCAUAAUUUAACAGAUGGGUUUCCAGUUAUUCUGAGUGAAAGAUGUCACCCUGGGGCCAACCUGGAGGCAAAUCUUCCCAGACUCAACUUGGCUGGUCUGCAGGUGACAGACACAGUCUAUCAACAGGACUACAUCCAAAACCUUUUCAACUAGGCCUUCGAGAACCUAGUGUCCCUCCAUACAAUGGCGAGGCAUUUGGGAAUUUUAAAACAGGAUCCUGUAUGAAAUUGUAAUUUCAUACCUCCUCCUCAAUUCUCCAUGUUACCAAUUUCCCUCAACUCCUGACUUUUUAAAAGAAAAGGACUACAAACUAAUCAGGCAAAGAAAGGCUGCCCUCCUGGGAAUUUUAAUGAUAGACAACUAGAUAGUAGAAUAGAUGGAGUAAGACCUGAGUUUGAUUCCUGCCUCAGACUCUUGCUAGUUAUGGGAGCUGGGAAAGUAACUUACCUACCAACCUCAAUUGCUUUAUCUAUGAAAUGGAGAUAAUAAAAUCGCUUACCUCACAGGGUUAUUAAAUGAGGUAACAUAUGCAAGGUGAUUUGCAAAAUUGUUAUUACUAUGUUUCUGUAGCAAAAGUAGAAGACUUUGGAAAUCACCCAUGGCCAUGGCAAAAUGUCAAAUGGAAAACAAAUGGAUCAGCUAUUGAGUGGUUUAGGUGGAGAUACCAUGCACAGUAUAACUGUAAACUUAGUCAUGAGCCAUUAUAUCAUCAGAGUUACUUCUACUACUGCUUGAAUCAGGGCUCUAACCAGGAAAAGCCCUCCCUUUCGGAUUGGAUAGCUCUUCUUUUCUCAAUCUAACCAAGGGUAUCUUUUCUUAUGCCAUAAUCGAGUUCAAUACUCUAAUCUCUGUGCUAUGUGACACAUAGAGAUAUGCUUUUUCCUACAACAAUGUAAGCCUUGGAAGCUUAAAAAACACUUUAACUACUCUGUGAAGAUUUUAAACUAAUGGAUUAACUGAAUAAUGGGACCCAGAUGUGGAUAGGUGAGGUAAAACUGACAGAUCUAUCAGUUUGGUGCGUGCAUAUAAAUAUGGGACCAUACCCUGAAUAAAAGCAUGGACCAAAAAGAAUUGCAAGAAGCAAAAUCGAGAAUUGCAGCCUCCUUGCAAAUGGUGAAUAGGGUUAAUUCAUCUGAUCAAGGGGCAGUUUGCGAAGGUGCAGAUAAAAUCAUUGGUCAGGCAACAGACUUUUUAACUAAGUUUUUGAACUUUUGAAUCAAUGAGUGAAAAUACCAAAUACAUUGAUAAUGGUCAGUCCCUUUCAAAUGUGAAGGACAAAUCUGGAGCAAGACUGACUUCUUGUGGCUUAUAGAGACUGGGCCCAUCACACUGAAGUUCCAAUUGAUAAAGGCCUUUCCAGGCCAUCUCUUUGAAAAUGAGAAGAAGGGCUCUGAAAACCCUUAACUCCCACCUUGUAUUGACUAGAUUACCAUGUCAGUGUUAAAGGAAAAUGCUUUUUGUAAUCUUUGAAAAUUAAAGUUUGAUAUUGUUUGGUACCUUGA